Messenger RNA from Adineta steineri, 597 nucleotides. The record is from the annotation of a GenBank genome assembly. NCBI's taxonomy places the organism in Eukaryota, Metazoa, Rotifera, Eurotatoria, Adinetida, Adinetidae.
UUACGUCAUACAGAAAUAUCAAUAAUUCUUAGUUUAAUCGGUAGUAAUUUAAGUCAUCAAGGAAAAUAUGAUGAAUCAUUAGAUUAUUAUAAACGAGCAUUAACUAUACAAGAAGAAUAUUAUCCAACUGAUCAUAUACAAAUAGCACUUUUCUUACAAUGGAUUGGUUUUAUUUAUUAUACAAAAUUAGAUUUUGAUCAUGCUAUUGAAUUCUAUGAAAAAUGUUUAUGGAUUAGACAAAUAAAUUUACCUCAAGAAAAUCCAAUCAUACCUGAAACACUUUCACUCUUAGGUAAAGUACGAUUAACACGAGGUCAAUAUGAACAAUCAAUUGCAAAUGAAUUGAAAUGUUUAGCAAUACGUGAAAAAUAUUUGUCACCUGAUCAUGAAGAUAUUGGUAAAAGUUUAUUUAAAAUAGGUGAUUGUUAUAAUUAUUUAAUCAAACUUGAUCUUGCUCUUGAUUAUUAUAAACGUGCAUUAAACGUUUAUGAACAAUGUUUACCUGUAUGGCAUCCAGAUCGAUGGAAUUUAGAAUGGAUGAUUGAACAAAUUUCCGAAGAAAUUCAAGAGAAUCAACUUAAUGAGAUUGAUGUUUAA